AUGGGACCUUUCGCUGUUAAUCUGAUGAGUAAUGGCAACAAUUACAUGUCAGGCGAACCGCGUCGUAAGAGGGAGCUGCCGGCGCGACCCAAUCACAUUCUACUCUACACUAUCAUAAACCCAGCGUAUCCCAUCACUGUGAUAAGCUACGUUUUGAACGAUACUUUGCUGUUAUCCAAGCGGACAUCCGCCCUGGGUUAUCUGGAGCUCUUCAAAAUGGAACCCAAGAUGGGACUAAAGUUGUUUGCUCGUUGUUACCAACUACGUGUGUCUAGAGGCUAA
Danaus chrysippus (African queen) is the source of this 282-nucleotide messenger RNA. The record is from the annotation of a GenBank genome assembly. Lineage: Eukaryota; Metazoa; Arthropoda; Insecta; Lepidoptera; Nymphalidae.